Colletotrichum phormii is the source of this 1833-nucleotide messenger RNA. RefSeq lists its product as uncharacterized. The transcript has a single exon. The record is from RefSeq and is a predicted model, not a curated record. Bases 1 to 1833 code for a protein of 610 amino acids. NCBI's taxonomy places the organism in Eukaryota, Fungi, Ascomycota, Sordariomycetes, Glomerellales, Glomerellaceae.
AUGAGGGAUCUCCCAGCCAGUCCCCGACAAGGGUCCCCCGCCCUCGCACCAAGACGACUCUCAGAGGAACUCGGUGACUUCAUGUUCUCCAGCGACGAGUACGACGACGAGGAAGAGGGGGAUGAGGAAGACGAGAGCCACGACGGUAUCGAGACGCCCGCCUCAUCGCGCAAAUCUUCACAAAGCCUGGACGGCUACUUUGACGAGGUGGACGCCUACAAGCAACAGCAGCUCCAGGACACAACCUCCGAGUCAGAACGCACCGAAAAAAAGAAUGACAGCCGUCCGUCCACGGCGACUUACAGCAGCCGCCCAUCCACGGCGGUCUCCAUGCCGCCAUUCCGCCGCUCAUCAACCUGCCCCGUUCUCCUGCCGGACGACUUUAUUUCCAGUGCAGCCGAUGAGGUCGUCAAGCUCAUGCCCGAACAGGCAGCGUUUAUGAAGCGCAUGGUGGCAGGUUGGACAGAGAUUCAAAGGCGGUCAUCAGUAAGCACCACCAUAUCGCCCAUGUCGCCGGCGAGCGCAAUAUCGCCGGGCACGAUAAACUCGCCAAAGAGACCGCAUACAGCGCCUUCGCCCAUGUACGCGCCUCAAAUGUGCUUCGCGUCAUUCCCGCAGGCUGUCCCGGAGCAGGAGGAGCCUGAUAGUCCCACAGAAUCGGUGGGGAGCUUUUCCAAUGUGGUGGAGCGGCUGGACAAGGUCGAGGAGACGCUGGAGGAGCUGAGGGACUUGGCUAAGCAACAGGCCGGCGCGGCGAUUGCGUCAACCUCGGCGAGCGCGACCGAGCAGAAUGCAAAGUUUGCCGUUGUGAACAAGUGCAUCGACACGAUCGGCAGGGUAUGCGAGAGGGAGCAGGAGGUGCAGAAUGAUUCGCAGCUGGACAGGAGAUGCGUUGACGCGCUGAUCCAAAUCUGCGAAAUGUUUGCGCGUCAGAGCGCUGACCAGGACCCCUAUCGGUUUGGCUCUAGCUUCAUGGCCGAGGAGAGUGAGGAUGACGAUGUUGAGUACGAGGGCGAGGACGAGGAAGAGGAUGGCGGGAGUGAGAGUGACGGUGAAAGCGAUUAUGGGUCCGACGACGAUUAUGAAGCACACCCAAUAGAUUCGGACCCGACCGAGUACGAAUCAGGAGACUUUUUAGGGAAAUCUCCAACCAUCGAAACCGACAAAACCUUGCCUCCUCUAUCAGGAUCAAGGACGAGGUCAUCAACACCAACUCAAGUAGUACCCGCAGGGAUCCGAGUCGAGGCUCCCGAUACGCCUCGCCGGCGAGCUCGACUGGUCCGCGAGGCAAAAGCAGAGCUCGAUGCCCUCUUCUCCGAAUGGGCUGAGCCAAAGAACUCGUACGAAGAACGGCACUCGCGUAUCGUAUACGCGACGGAGGCAUACCAUCUGCGCCUCGUAGACAUGAAAUCAGCUCACGAAUGCGAGUUCAAGUGGAAAAACGAACUGAUGAAUUACGAAGAAAAGAUGAAGGAUAGAGGCGCCUUUGGUCCCAAUGUGUGGCCCAUUGUGGAUUUGGCGUUGCCCAUCGCUCAAUGCCUGCUGAGUGUGACGCUGCUGUUGGUGCACUUCUUCGGCCUGGACUCUUGGCUGAUGGGACAGAAAGCAUUCCUCGCGUUCCUUGCUGCAUGGCUGGCAAGCGUGAUCGUGUUGGCACGCUGUACCGAGGUCAAGGCGAGAGAAACUCUGUACAAGACGAUGCUGCCUCCCGAUGCUAGGGAGAUGCGGAGCAGACACGAACGCGAGCUGGUGCUGCUCAAGGCGGCCCACGACCGCGCAGUUCAGCGCGUCUACGCACCGGAACAACAGUCACGGGCGGAAGACAGGAGCUAA